AUGGACCUUUUGUCUCAGGCCAUGAUUUCUCACAACGCUGGCCUGGCCAUCAUCUCCGUACCGAACAGGAUCCAGGAUCACCCCUAUUGGGCUAGUGAUCAUAAUGAAGAUGCGGCUAUUAUAUCGAAAAGGAGUAAGUCUCCACUCUCCUUUGUGAAAAUAGCCGCAGGGAAAGGCUAUGUUACUGUGAAAUGGGGCAAGAUCUAUGUCACGAGCGUUUACUUUUUGCCGACUCCUCCGCUCAAUGAGUUUGAGGAAUUGUUGGAUGAUCUGGGCAAUCACCUCCAGACCCUAUCCAACCAUCCAAUCAUAGUAGCUGGCGACUUUAAUGCCAGAUCCACCCAUUGGGGGGAUAGGAUGUCCAAUCCUAGAGGAAGGCUUCUUCUAGACUAG
Cyphomyrmex costatus is the source of this 393-nucleotide messenger RNA. RefSeq lists its product as uncharacterized. The transcript has a single exon. NCBI's taxonomy places the organism in Eukaryota, Metazoa, Arthropoda, Insecta, Hymenoptera, Formicidae. Gene Ontology annotation, molecular function: catalytic activity. The coding region runs from base 1 to 393 and encodes 130 amino acids. The record is from RefSeq and is a predicted model, not a curated record.